AUGAUACCAGAAAAGCCCCUCCCAUACUCAGACGAGUACCCAACGGCAGAAGCCUACGUCUCUGCGCUCCUCGAGUUCGUCACGCAGACAGACCUCUUCCAGAUCCUCUGCGGCGGCGUCCACGUCCUCGACUUCUUCACAAACUCCCCGGGCCUCUUCAACCAGGUCCUCCCGCAGGAAUGGCAGCCUUUCCUUCUCUCCUACGACACGGUGCGCCUGCUCGACCUUCUCAUGCGCGACGACCUGGACGACCUCCCCGAGAUGGACCCGGCGCCGCCCGAGAGUUUCCUCAAGUACGUCCGCGACAUCCGCCGGCUCUCGCUCCGGCGCUCCUUCGAGCCGUCGCAGUCGGAGACCAAACCGCCCCCCAAGCUGUCCCGCUCCGUGGCCGUCGGCAUGAAACCCAAAAAGGUGCACGAGGUGGCGCACUUUGCCCGGUACGUCGACUCGCUGGCGGGCGCCAUCUCGGAGCGCUGGGGCAAGGAGACGACGCACUUUGUCGAUUUCGGCAGCGGGCAGAAUUACCUCGGCCGCACGCUCGCGCUUCCCCCCUACAACAGGCACGUCGUGGCCGUCGAGGGCCGCGAGCACAACAUUGACGGCGCAAAGGGCCUGGACGUGCUCUCGGGCCUCGCGAGCAAGGAGGUCGUCAUGCGCAACAAGAAGCUGUGGCAGCAGAUGCAGGCCGACAAGUUCGGCACGGAGAUCAACGUCAAGAAGACGGCCAAGCCGUCCACGGACGCCGUCGAGGACUUUGAUUUCCGCCCCCUCAAGGAGCUCGAGCCGCAGUACAACCGCGCGCUCGGCAAGGGUUCCGUGUCGUACGUCGUCGGCAGGCUGGAGAGCGGCGACCUGACAGAGGUCAUUGGGCGCAUCGAGAAGGAGGUGCUGCCCGAGGAGGCGGAGGCGGCCAAGGAGGGACUCAAGAUGAUGGCCGUGUCGAUCCACUCCUGCGGUAAUCUCUCGCAUUACGGCAUCCGCUCGCUCAUUAUGAACCCGGCGAUCCACUCGGUCGCCAUCGUCGGGUGCUGCUAUAAUCUGCUGACGGAGAAGCUCGGCCCGCCGACAUACAAGUACACGUACGCGCGGCCUAGCCUGCAGGCGCUCAACGGCCGCGUGGUCAGGGAGUCAUCGCGGUACGACCCGGAGGGAUUCCCGCUCAGCGAGAGGCUGGCGACGUACGACGGUCACGGCAUUCGCAUGAACAUCACGGCGCGCAUGAUGGCGUGCCAGGCCCCGCAGAACUGGAACCAGGCCGAGAGCGACGACUUCUUCACGAGACACUUGUUCCGCGCCGUGCUGCAAAAGAUCUUCCUCGACAAGGGCAUCAUUUCAAAGGUGUACCACCGCGACCCAGAUGCCGCCGAAGGCGAAACCACCCCAGAGACGCCGUUCAACAUGAGCACGAACCCGGUCAUCAUCGGGUCCCUCCGUAAGGCGUGCUACAAGUCCCUGAAGGACUACGUGCGCGGCGCCGUGACGAAGCUUACUACGAAUCGCGAGUACGGGCAGUACAGCGCCAUCAUCAAGGAGAAGAUGACGGACAUUUCGGACGAGGAGAUCUCGCGGUACGAGGAGGAGUACCUCUCGCGCAAGAAGGAGGUCGCGGCCGUAUGGAGCCUGAUGGCCUUCAGCGCGUGCGUCGUGGAGUCACUCAUCGUCACGGACCGCUGGUUGUUCCUCAAGGAGCACGACGACGUCGUCCGGGACGCGUGGGUCGAGACGGUGUUUGACUACGGGCUGAGCCCUCGCAACAUGGUUGUCGUGGGCAUCAAGAGAUAG
This is a messenger RNA of Colletotrichum truncatum, 1782 nucleotides long. RefSeq lists its product as uncharacterized. Lineage: Eukaryota; Fungi; Ascomycota; Sordariomycetes; Glomerellales; Glomerellaceae. The record is from RefSeq and is a predicted model, not a curated record.